Messenger RNA from Microplitis demolitor, 3561 nucleotides. RefSeq lists its product as uncharacterized. Bases 94 to 1086 code for a protein of 330 amino acids. Lineage: Eukaryota; Metazoa; Arthropoda; Insecta; Hymenoptera; Braconidae. The record is from RefSeq and is a predicted model, not a curated record. The transcript has 9 exons. Gene Ontology annotation, biological process: proteolysis. Gene Ontology annotation, molecular function: metalloendopeptidase activity.
UACCGAAGUCGAUGUACAGACGUGGCAUUAUUAGUUUUACACAUCUACUAAUAAUACUGUGGAGACUGAAAAAUAUUUCGUACAACUUCGAAAAUGACUUAUAUUGUUAAUUUAUUAUUAACGCUAUCGAUCAUCGGUGCCAUACUAUUAAUUCCUUCAAACGCGGAGGUAGAAGAACAUGAAAAUGGGAUCGAAACCAAUCACUUACUAAUCAAUCCACACACUCCUUUUUAUCAUUUAUCAAUGGAAUCAGGCACAUUAAAAGUUGAUAAGAAAACAGACGUGUACGAAAAGUUUUAUUUAGAUGCUAUUAAUUACUACAAGAAUCCAGCUCACGAUGAUAAUGAUCGAAUAUAUAUAAAAUUAUUGAUUUUCGUUGAAAAUUACGAUAUGGACUGGAGAGAAAAAGCAAAUGCAUUCCAACUUAAAUAUUACUGGGAAGUCAUCAAUAAUUACUUUAAUGCAUUAUCUAAUGGAAAGAUUGUAGUAACCAUCGUUGGAGUUAUUUCAUUAACAGAAAGAGACGUGUUAGACACCGAUGCUAUAAUGAGCCAACGCAAAAAUAGAAAUUCUAGGCCAGAAAGUGGUUUAGAUGCACAGUUUAUUGUCAAAGAAAUAAAAAAAUUUUUGUAUAACAACAAAGCUACGUUUAAUGAAACUGAGUAUGAUAUGUUUGUGUUUAUGACACGCUCAACUUUAUCUGUAAAAAAUAAGAGGAAAUUUGAGCCUGUACAAAGCUGGGCAGGGGGAAAAUUCUGUUUAUCUCAAAAUAAUGCUAACACUAUGCCUCCGGGUUUAAUUAUGGAAAAUUCAUUACAAUAUGGUUACCUCAGUACCACUCAAUCGCUUGCUAAGAGCAUUGGAAUUGAUUAUGAUAAUAAACAUGGAUGUUCUGAUGGUGAUGUUAUGGGUCUUCUUCAAAAUCUUCCAGCGCGAAAUGCUACUAAUCUCGAUGAUCAAGAGAAAUUUGAUUAUAAGUGGUCCGAAUGUUCAAAAGCGCAAUUAAAUGCUGUUUUAAGUGAUUCCAAAUUGGCGUGUCUACACGAGAAGCCUGGGUUUUUAAAACCAACAUCAAAUUGGAAAUAAAAAAAAUCAUUGUAAAUUCUGCUUUGGUUUUCGAAUAAUUUUCUUAAAAAAAAAUCUGAUGUAUCUUAAUGAAAAAAAACAAAAAAAAAUUACUACUAAAAAAAAAAAAAUGUAAUUUCAAUUAUACACUUAUCCAAAAAAUUAAAGGAACAAGAAAAUUUUAUAAAAUUUAUAGCAGUUUUAGGAAAUCUGUAUUUUCGGGUAAAAUGAUCGUAUUGAAAAAAAAAAAAAGCAAAUUGAAGCUUGAAAUCUUUAGUUUGAAGAUCUUCUAGCAAAAUAAUUUUUGAGUAAAUACCCUACAAGCUCCAUUUUUGAUUUUUUGGAAAAAAAUUUUUCCUUAUCCUUAAUAUUAAUUUGAGAAACCCACAAAAAAUGGCCAUUUUCUGGUUUUUUAGUCAACUUAUCACUACUUUGUAAAUAUCGAUAAAAAAAACAAUGUUGCCAAGUAAUUUUACAGCUUAAUGUACCCCUAAAAGCCCUGAAAAUUUUCACAUUGAUCCAUUGAACCGUUUAUCUGGGCCGAUUGCUUAAAGUUUUAUAACACAAUUAAAGGAACAAGUUUUGUUCCUCAAUUUGUAUAAUUAUUACCCAAAUGAAACAAUUAAUUUUUUUCGGAUUUUCUUUUAUUUUUACGUUAGUUAUUUGGUAAAUGUAAGGUAAGGAGAAAAAAAAAAAUUUUUUUUCUAAAAACGAAAAAAAAUCCAAAAAACUCGAAAAAAACGUAAAAAAAAAAGAAAUUAAAAAAUUCUUGUUUUAUCUCGUUUUUUGAAAAAAAAAAAAAAAAAAAUUUUUUUUUCCUUACAUUUACCAAAUAACUAACGUGAAAAUCAAAGAAAAUCCGAAAAAAAACAAUUUUUUCAUUUUGGUAAUGAUUGCACAAAUUAAGGAACAAAACUUGUUCCUUUAAUUGUUUUAUAUAACUUUAAACAAUCGGCCCAGACAAACGGUUCAAUGGAUCAAUCUGAAAAUUUCCAGGGCUUUUAGAGGUACAUUAAGCUGUAAAAUUACCUGGCAACAUUUUUUUUUCGUCGAUAUUUACAAAGUAGCGAUGAGUUGACUAAAAAACCAGAAAAUGGCCAUUUUUUGUGAAUUUUUCAAAUUAAUAUUAAGGAUAAAGAAAAAUUUUCCUCCAAAAAAUCGAAAAUGGAGCUUGUAGAGUAUUUAUUCAAGUUUCUCAAACUACCCAUUAAAUUACUGUGCGACCAUUAGUUGCUGAGAUAUCGAUAAUCAAAGACAAAAGGAUCCGUUUUCAUUUAAAGGCUGAUAUGUCAGCAGCAAAUUGUCGUGCAGAGAAACAAAAAAAAAAAAAAAAAAUAAAUUGUAGCUGAAUAAAUUUUCUAAACGAACCGUGAAUUGUUUUUUUCGAAAAAAAUUUUCCCGGCCCCAUAAACCUAAAAAACAAAAACAAAAAAUUUAGAAAAAUUUUGUCUCGACCUAUUUCUUUUGAUUCCGCAAAAACCGUGGCUCAAAAAAUUAUUUUGCUAGAAGAUCUUCAAACUAAAGAUUUCAAGCUUCAAUUUGCUUUUUUGUUUUUUUCGAUACGAUCAUUUUUCCCGAAAAUACAGACUUCCUAAAAUUGCUAAAAAUUUUAUAAAAUUUUCUUGUUCCUUUAAUUUUUUGGAUAAGUGUAUUAGUGAAUUUUUUUUUUUUUUUUUUUUUGUUGCGGUGUAUAGCAUCUUUAUGCCUUUAACACUUCUUGCCUUUAAUCGCAAAUUAUCACCUUUUUCUAUUCCCUCCUCUUUUUUUUUUUUUUCAUGCGGCUGUGGUCCGACUUGUGCUUAUACUGUACUGUACCAUCACGGUGAUACCCUACCUCCCACCUUUGGCUGUGGGAGUAUAGGGGCAAGGGAAACCACAGAGAAAACCAUUGCCAGUACAUUCCGGUUUGAGUGACGUUCUAGUGAUCGAUAAAAUUCCCAUUUUACCGAUCACUAGCUCCUUCUCCCGCGCCUAACGGCCAGAGACCGCCGAUCGAGCCCAACGCUUGGCUAAGCGGUCACCCAUCCAAGUAGCGACCAUGCUCGAUGCUGCUUAGCUUGAGUGAUCGCCCGGGCCACUCGAGAACCGAUCAACUGCCUCUGCCCCUGUGCUAGUGAAUAAUUUUAUUCGCAACUUUAAGGAGUAUAUAAAUAUUUAAAAAUUACUCACAUCUUCCUAAUGGUGUGCAUUGUCUUCCAAAAAUUUUGCAAUAAUUAACAAUCACACGGAGAAAAAAAUAUAGCAACCUUUACCUAAAAAUGCGUUAAAAUUACUCAAUUCAUUUAGUAAACUUAAAAUGCUAUUGAAAUUGUGUUAUUUUCACUAUUUUGAGAACUUAAUUUUUUGUUAUAUUCAGUAACUUUUACUGUUUAAGUAUGAAAAUAGAUAUAAACUGCGUUAGUAAACUUGACUGUAUAUUUAGUAAAUUGUGCUAUCUCGGUUAGUAAAUUUUUCUAUAUGAAAAUGGAAAUAAAUAAAAUUAAAUUUCUAUUAGUU